Messenger RNA from Trypanosoma grayi, 2292 nucleotides. RefSeq lists its product as hypothetical. Gene Ontology annotation, cellular component: trans-Golgi network. The transcript has a single exon. The coding region runs from base 1 to 2292 and encodes 763 amino acids. The record is from RefSeq and is a predicted model, not a curated record. NCBI's taxonomy places the organism in Eukaryota, Euglenozoa, Kinetoplastea, Trypanosomatida, Trypanosomatidae. Gene Ontology annotation, biological process: retrograde transport, endosome to Golgi.
AUGAGUGAGGCGGAGGCACACUUGUUCGAGCUGUUGGACAAGGCCGUGAUGGAGUGGGGCACCGUCCCGGUGUCGUCCCUGCAGGAGGCGUGCGUGCAGGUGCAGAACUUGUCGUCACGCCUCACCGGUCAGCGGCGCUGCCAACUGUACGAGAGUCUGCUGUUCGACACGCCGCCAAGGAGUGUCGUGGACACGUUCCAGCAGUUCGCCGAGAAUGCAGGUGACAUCCACAAGACGGUGGCGGCGAGGCUCAAGGAAGUCUUCUGCGACGACGACUCGAUCAGUGACGCCGAGCUGCAGGGGUUCGCCUACCACUUUGAGGCUGAGACGGGGUGCUUCUUUGAUGAGGAGACAACGGCUGUGACGCUCGCGCUCGCAACAAUGUUGGUCGCCGCAGAGUUGCCGCCGGGUGUGACGAAGCUGCGCCGCCUCUACCAACUGCUGGACGCGCUGCGCAAGGACUUCAUGGUGCCGAGUGCCUCGCGCGCCUUUGACGGUUCCCUCGUGACGCUCUUCUGCCUGCUGCUGCAGUACCACGACCCACAGCUCUCGCUCCAUCUCGACCAGCACCAGGUGAACAUAGGCGUCUUCCUGCUGGACUGGGUGCGGCGGCUUUUCGUCGUGGACGGCCGCUACGGUGACGCUCUGGGGGUGUGGGACUGGAUGCUUAUCGUCGGCGACCCUACGCUGACGGUGUACCUCGCUCUAUCGUACCUCAUCGCCCACCGUAAGCGCUUCCUCGCGCUGCAGACAUGCGAAGAGCUGAAGAAGUCACUGAAGUCGCUUGUCUUUGUGCUGCCAGCGGGAAAGGAUGACGCUGUGGACCCCGCGCUACAUGACGGCCGGCCCGUCUCGUUUGUGUCGCUGAAAUCCGGCAAGUCGCUUGCGCAGAAUGCCGACAUCGCUUACCGCAACACGCCUCGCACAACGCAGAUCGUGAUUGACCGCCUGCUGUACCCGGAGAAGGGCGGCAUCAGCAGAAGCCCGGACUCGUUGGCUCAGUACUACGCAUCCCACCCAGCCCUCCCACUGGAGCGCCUCGACUUUGCCGAGGCGUUUGCCGUGAAGGCGGUGGAGCAGACCGACACUGCGUCGCUCAGCUACAUCGUCGUGGACUGCCGCGCGCGUGACAGCUUUCUGUACGCGCACCUGCCGACGGCGCUACACAUCGGUGACGACAUCGGUUUCGACAGCGAGAAGUUUGACAAGGUGGUUGAGAUGCUGCGCGACGUGUGUGGGGCUCAUCUUUGCAUCUUUGGCACCGGUCGGCGGAUCGUGGAGGAGUUAAACCUGCUCAAGAUGCUGGCGCUGCAUUUUGUGCAGUGUGGCUUCCCGUAUGUCAGCAUCGGCGGCUUCCGCACCAUUGUCCCGCUCAUCGAGGCGCAGUCGGUGACCAUCAGGCACUCCCGCGCCAAGGACCCAAAGUGGGGAGACGUGAGUGAAUCCGUGGCAACACUCAAAAACAAUCUGGCGGAGCUUCUGCCGCAUCUCGAGUUCGACAAGCAAGAGGCGCGACGCAAAGCGGAGGAACUCAGCAACAAGGCAAAGGUUGGUGUACUGGCCGCCAAGACGUGGGGAUUGAAUAUCAUGCAACGCGUGAGUGAGAGACUGGCACCCGGCAGCGCAGCCCCUCCACCCGCACCCCCUACAGCACACAAAGGCGGCAAUCUCGGUGCGACUACUACUCCCACCAGUAGUAGCCCUGGCCAUACUGAUACCGGUAGGGGUGGGAGCACCGCUGCUGGGGGUAGUGGUGAUGGUAAUGUUGAUAGUUCCAGUGGUGGUCGAAACGAUAGCAAUAAUACCAAGAGCGCAGACGGCGGCACAUUACAUCGCUCCGAGAACGCCGUACGUGCAACCCACACCUUCUCACUCGGCGUUGACGAGGAUGAGGAGGAUGACUUUGGUCUUAUCACGAGCGUGCCGGUAUACACUGGCACCGCCUCUGCUUGCCAUGAUGGAGAGUCGCUCGUGAAGGGGACCGUCGUGCCGGAACCGUUGCCUCCUCCUGUCACUACUACUACUACUACUACUAUUACUACUACUACGGGGACCACUGGUGUUGACGCGGUGCCUACUGGUACAGUGAAUACUACCACCUCACCAGCUAAAGACAUCAUGACAGAGAUCGAUGAGGAGUUCGACAAGCUUUUUGGCGACUCUGAGUCGCCAUCACCUACAGGCCCUUCCGCAGAAACAGGCGAGGCGAAAAACAGUGAUGAAACCGCUGCUCCUGCCGCCACCGCCGCCACCGCCGCCGACGAUGAUGACGACAAAAAGGAGAAGGCCUAA